AUGAGCUCAAGCGAGCCCAUCAACGACGAUGUGGUUAAGAAGCCAGAUGCCGGUGAAAAGAGCGAUGCUGGCGACCCUGCUGAUGGCGAAGAGCUCCGGUUCACACCAGAAGAAGAGGAGUAUCAAGAUGCCCUGAAUAAAUACGACGAUGCAAUCAACUCAUGUCCCAAAUAUCUGCACUACCCUCGUGCGGUAAUCUACAGCAAUAUCGCAGCCUGCCAUAUUCAGCUUGAGGAUUGGAAGGAGGCUAUAAAGUCCGCGUCAGAUUCUCUCAGAUCUUUGGAAAAGCUUGAACAGAAUGACCCUCGCCUGCAACAUGAUGGGAAAAAAGAUGGCGAGGAAAAGUCCAAGAAAGAGGCGGACGAUGUGGAAGAGGAGAUCAUCAGCAGCGGUGCUUCGCGUGCAGCCCCAGCGCCCGAGUCAGUCGAUGAAGAAGUCAAAAAGCUCAAGGUAAACAUUCAGCGUAUACGAUGCAAAGCCCUUAUGAGACGGGCUCGUGGCAGAACUGAGGCCGGUGGCUGGCAUAAUCUUGCUGGUGCAGAAGAAGACUGCAAGGCUCUCGCUGCCAAACCGGAAAGUCUGACCCCGGCUGAUCUCCGAGUGGUCCAGAAGCAAUUGAGAGAAUUGCCUCCACGGGUAAAGGCUGCACAGGAGAAAGAGAUGGGCGAGAUGUGGGGUAAACUGAAGGACCUUGGAAACGGCAUUCUGAAACCCUUUGGGCUGAGCACGAACAAUUUCCAGAUGGUCAAGGACGAGAAUACUGGAGGUUACAGUAUGAACUUCCAGCCUGGAGGAAAAUCUCAAUGA
Molecule: messenger RNA, 807 nt
Organism: Fusarium graminearum PH-1
Lineage: Eukaryota; Fungi; Ascomycota; Sordariomycetes; Hypocreales; Nectriaceae
Exons: 2
Coding region: 1-807 (268 amino acids)
Molecular function (GO): protein binding
Source: RefSeq, a predicted model, not a curated record